GACAAUUGAAACUGAUAGAUAAAAAUUUUGUAACUAUUUUCGAACGAUGGAGGUCGUUUGCUCCAAUACAGCUCUUCGUGAUCUUAACAUUUUUAAUACGGCGUACUACCCUACAGAUGUGAUGUUAUACUUCGAGCAACAUCAUAUAUUUGAAAUCAUAUUCGAUCUGAUGAUACUUUUAGACCAAAAUCGCCCUUACGAUAUCCAUGAAUUCAUAGCCAGUAAUUUAAAACAAGUGGCGGAUAAAUAUCGGAAGAUCAACAUCACAGUUGAUUGUCCUCACAACUAUGAAAAAGUUGCAAUGGUAUGCGCUAGAGUUCAUGAUGCUCCAAUAAUUUCAAUGAAGAAUCCUGUUUCGAAAAAACGUAUCAGAAAACUACUCAUACAAUUGAAACGUUUCGGGUUGGACCGAGCCAAUCUGAUAUUUAUCGGCGAUCAAGUAAGCACACAUGAACAACUUAUAACGAAUGAGUUUCACUUGAAUAAAACAAUUAACCUAAUUGAUUUGGUUCAGAACAACCAACUUCUAAACACUAAAACAAUCCUACCAGCCGCUUGCGAUAUGAAAAGCAUGAUAAAACAGUUGAUACAGCACCCUAGCCACCCACAGGUGAAAUAUAUUGAAAGAAUUUUGAUUGUAGGAAGACCUGGAUCAGGAAAACAUCGUCAAGCACAGUUACUGGCUAAUCGCCUCGACCUGAUACUUGUUUCAGCCAGUGAACUUAUCAACACAGCGAGAUGGGACAAAAAUUUGUUCAAAAAAACGUUGGAAAUUGGUCUGGAGGAUAACGUCCAUACAUCGGAGCUCAUGGCAACGAUCGUCCAGAAACGUCUCCUGGAACCGGAUUGUCUUCAGUUUGGCUGGGUACUGGUGGACUUUCCAAACACUGCUGAAGAUGUUGGGAAUUUAAACCACCUGUUGAUACACCCGAAAAAGGUUGUUCGUCUGCACACAAAUGCAAGACUUUGCUGGAAAAGAAAAAUCAACCACAUUAUGAAGCAUUGUGCGCAAGCUGAAGAUGAUAAAAUUCAACUGAAAAGAUCCAUAUUGCAGGCAGAGUUUGAUUUCUUCGAUAUCCAUCAACCAGAGGUUGAUGAGAAACUGAUGCGACAAAAUUGCAUCAUACUGGAUAUAAAUGGCAAUAACACCGUCGAAAGUGUGCAUAGUGACAUUUUGAAGAAACUGCUCAAAGCGUAAAAAUUUAUAUGUUUCCUCAAUCGCGAGUUAAAUAAAU
Messenger RNA from Armigeres subalbatus, 1235 nucleotides. RefSeq lists its product as uncharacterized. Gene Ontology annotation, cellular component: cytoplasm. The transcript is spliced from 7 exons. The coding region runs from base 47 to 1198 and encodes 383 amino acids. Gene Ontology annotation, biological process: nucleobase-containing compound metabolic process. Gene Ontology annotation, molecular function: AMP kinase activity; ATP binding. The record is from RefSeq and is a predicted model, not a curated record. NCBI's taxonomy places the organism in Eukaryota, Metazoa, Arthropoda, Insecta, Diptera, Culicidae.